GUGGCGCCCGGCGUAGGAGCGCUUGAGUCUGGAGUCCUCGGGCGCUCGGACGUUUGGUGGCGUCGUGGCCAGCGCGCCUCGGCGUCCCUGCUCCGUGCGGUGCGAUGGCGGACGAGGGGAAGUCGUACAACGAGUACGAUGACCGCGUUAGUUUCCCUCAAAGAAGAAAGAAAGGUCGGGGUCCUUUCCGGUGGAAGUAUGGUGAGAGUAACCGUCGCUCUGGAAGAGGUGGCUCUGGGGUCCGGUCCAACCGGCUGGAGGAAGACGAUGGAGAUGUGGCGAUGAGUGAUGCGCAGGACGCUCCCCGUGGACGGUACACCCCCUAUGGGGCUCGCCCUAACCGCCGCGGCGACACGUGGCACGAUCGGGAGCGUAUUCAUGUGACUGUUCGGAGAGACAAGACUCCUACAGAGAGAGGAGGGGCUGGCACCAGCCAGGACGGGACCUCCAAAAACUGGUUCAAGAUCACAAUUCCUUAUGGCAGAAAGUAUGACAAGUCGUGGCUCAUGAGCAUGAUUCAGAGCAAGUGCAGUGUCCCGUUUACCCCCGUUGAGUUUCACUAUGAGAACACACGGGCUCAGUUUUUUGUCGAAGAUGCCAGCACUGCAUCUGCAUUGAAGGCAGUUAACUGUAAGAUUUUGGAUCGGGACAACAGAAGGAUAUCUAUCAUUAUUAACUCUUCGGCCCCACCGCGCACUAUACAGAAUGAACUGAAGCCAGAACAAAUAGACCAGCUCAAGGUGAUCAUGAGCAAACGAUAUGAUGGCUCCCAGCAAGCACUUGACCUCAAGGGCCUGCGUUCAGACCCCGAUUUGGUGGCCCAGAAUAUUGACGUUGUACUGAAUCGUCGAAAUUGUAUGGCUGCUACCCUGCGAAUCAUUGAAGAGAAUAUUCCAGAGCUGUUAUCCUUGAAUGUGAGUGACAAUAGGCUCUUCAAGCUGGAUGACAUGUCAGCCCUGGUGCAGAAGGCGCCCAACCUGAAGGUGCUGAACCUCUCCGGAAAUGAAUUGAAGUCUGAGCGGGAGUUAGACAAGAUAAAAGGGCUGAAGCUAGAAGAACUGUGGCUUGAUGGAAAUCCCUUGUGUGACACCUUCCGAGACCAGUCCACCUACAUCAGCGCCGUUCGCGAGCGAUUCCCCAAAUUGUUACGCCUGGAUGGCCAUGAGUUGCCCCCGCCUAUUGCCUUUGAUGUCGAAGCUCCCACGCUGUUGCCGCCCUGCAAGGGAAGCUACUUUGGAACAGAAAACCUUAAGAGUCUGGUCCUGCACUUCCUGCAGCAGUACUAUGCGAUUUAUGACUCUGGAGACCGGCAGGGCCUCCUGGACGCCUACCAUGACGGCGCCUGCUGCUCCCUGAGCAUUCCUUUCAUCCCCCAGAACCCCGGCCGGAGCAGCUUGGCCGAGUACUUCAAGGAUAGCAGAAAUGUGAAGAAGCUCAAGGACCCUACCCUGCGCUUCCGACUGCUGAAGCACACGCGUCUCAAUGUCGUGGCCUUCCUCAAUGAGCUGCCCAAAACUCAGCAUGACGUCAAUUCCUUCGUUGUAGACAUAAGCGCCCAGACCAACACGUUACUGUGUUUUUCCGUCAACGGUGUCUUCAAGGAAGUGGACGGGAAGGCUCGGGAUUCUUUGCGAGCCUUUACUCGGACAUUCAUAGCUGUUCCUGCCAGCAACUCAGGGCUGUGUAUCGUCAACGAUGAGCUGUUUGUGAGGAAUGCCAGCCCUGAAGAGAUCCAGAGAGCCUUUGCCAUGCCUGCCCCCACGCCUUCCUCCAGCCCCGUGCCCACCCUGUCCCCGGAGCAGCAGGAAAUGUUGCAAGCCUUCUCUACACAGUCCGGCAUGAACCUGGAGUGGUCACAGAAGUGCCUUCAGGACAACAACUGGGACUACACCAGAUCUGCGCAGGCCUUCACCCUUCUCAAGGCCAAAGGCAAGAUUCCGGAAGUGGCGUUCAUGAAGUGAGAUGCCCAGAGGCCCCUGUAAAUAGCCCCGGAUACCAUCGGUUGUCAUCCUCUCUUCCACUGGCGCAAAGCCGCCCUGUGACUGUGACCAAGGAGAGGGGCCGCCGAGUCCCUCUCCUUGCUGCCUUCUGGAGAACUCCGGAGACUGAGCCUCACCGGGCAGGAAGCCAAAGCGUACCUUGUAGGACUGACACUAAACUACCGAAGGCCUAGGUGCUUUGUGUACUUAACCCCAGGAUCCUCCCGACUUUUUAAGAUAAAGAGUGAUGUUGU
Messenger RNA from Ochotona curzoniae (black-lipped pika), 2233 nucleotides. It is a transcript of the gene NXF1, whose product is annotated as nuclear RNA export factor 1. The coding region runs from base 105 to 1961 and encodes 618 amino acids. NCBI's taxonomy places the organism in Eukaryota, Metazoa, Chordata, Mammalia, Lagomorpha, Ochotonidae. The transcript has 21 exons. Gene Ontology annotation, cellular component: cytoplasm; nucleus. The record is from RefSeq and is a predicted model, not a curated record. Gene Ontology annotation, biological process: poly(A)+ mRNA export from nucleus. Gene Ontology annotation, molecular function: RNA binding; protein binding.